AUGCUUGCUAUUAUUCUAGUCCCUCUCGCACUUGCAGGCUUGUUGUACAUUGUCUUAGUGACUGGCAGACGAGCCAAAAAUCUUCCUCCAGGACCUCCAACCCUGCCUGUCCUCGGGAACCUUCACCAAAUCCCCAGGAAAGGCUCUUACUUGAAGUUUACCGAAUGGGCCAAGCAGUAUGGCGGUCUUUACUCCCUCAAAUUAGGUACAGGGACGGCAGUCGUUAUCACCGAUGGGCGCAUCAUCAAAGAACUCGUCGACAAGAAGAGCGCCAAGUACAGUAACAGGCCUGUUUCAUACGUCUCUCACGAUCUCAUGACAUCGGGCGACCAUCUCCUAGUCAUGCAAUAUGGACAGCAGUGGCGAACUUUCCGAAAAUUGAUCCACCAGUACUUCAGAGAGGCCAUGGUCGAAAAGGAACAUGUUGAGGUUCAGAAUGCCGAGGCCGUACAAAUGCUGCGUGAUAUGUGUGUACGCCCGGACCAGCAUAUGCGUCAUCCUAAGCGAUAUAGUAACAGCAUUAUCAUGAGUCUUGUCUUCGGCUUUCGGACACCAUCAGUGGAGACCCCUCAUAUGACGCGCCUUUAUGAUAUGAUGGAGAACUGGUCUCAAUUAAUGGAACCUGGCGCAACUCCACCCGUUGAUAUUUAUCCAUUCCUUCACUAUGUCCCACAAAAGCUUUUCGGCAACUGGGUAUCCAGAUCGAAGAAUGUCGGUGAUGAAAUGAACGAAUUGUACGCCGGCGUACUCGACCGUGUCCGAGAGCGGCGACGAUCGAAUAAAAAGCGGGACUGUCUGAUGGACUCUCUGCUCGACGAAGAGGACAAACUGAAUCUUACUCGCCACCAGCUCUACUUCUUAGGUGGUGUUUUGAUGGAAGGUGGCUCUGAUACCUCAAGCUCUAUUAUCGUUGCUUUCAUUCAUGCUAUGACCAAAUGGGGCCAUGUCUUACGGAAGGCGCAAGAAGAGAUUGAUACGGUUGUAGGUGAAGAUCGCACGCCUGUCUGGUCAGACUAUGCCCAGUUGCCCUAUGUUGCAACCAUCGUGAAAGAAGCCCAGAGGUGGAGACCUGUCGUUCCUCUCGCAUUUCCCCACGCUGCUGCCGAAGAUGAUUGGAUCGAUGGUUACCUUAUUCCAAAAGACACGGUAGUCAUCAUCAACGGAUGGGGUAUGCACCACGACGAGAAGCGUUUCCCAAAUCCCGAAAUCUUCGAUCCCGAUCACUACAAAGGUCAAACCACGCUCGCCCCCGAGCUCGCAGCUGCAGCAGACUACGAGAGCCGCGAUCACUACGGUUAUGGCUCUGGACGGCGGAUUUGCCCUGGAAUUCACCUGGCGGAACGAAACCUGUUCCUGGCAAUCGCCAAGUUGAUAUGGGCAUUCUCCAUUGGGCCUGCCUUGGAUGAGAAUGGUCAACCAGUUCAGUACGACUACAGCCCAGAGACUGGUUACAGCGAGGGUUUCUUAGUUUGUGCGAAGGACUUCCCUUGCGUGAUCAAGCCGAGAUCAGAGGCACGGCGUGCGACAAUAAUGAAGGAAUUUGAAGUAGCUCAGAGAGAUGUGUUUUCGCGAUUUGAUGUCUGA
Molecule: messenger RNA, 1584 nt
Organism: Penicillium cataractarum
Lineage: Eukaryota; Fungi; Ascomycota; Eurotiomycetes; Eurotiales; Aspergillaceae
Product: cytochrome P450
Exons: 6
Coding region: 1-1584 (527 amino acids)
Molecular function (GO): oxidoreductase activity, acting on paired donors, with incorporation or reduction of molecular oxygen; heme binding; monooxygenase activity
Source: RefSeq, a predicted model, not a curated record